CACAACUCGAGUGUUGAAAGGUUUCUUGCAGUUCCCUUCAGCACAGAAGUCUAUUCAGACGAGUCAUGACCAACAUAACACCCAUUUUGUUCGCCUGCUACAUGCACUUCACGGCGGACUACUCGCCCGUUAAGGCCUACGAGGACCGGGCCUACUGGGGCAGCCUCGUCUUCUUUCUGGCCAUGAUGGACCUGCUGUACGGCAACGAGAUACUGCCCAAGAAGUGGUUCCGCAAGGCCAAGCUGUUCAGGACUCUGCUGGAGACCAUCUGCGUCUACCUCAUCGCCGAGAUACCCGUGGCGUUGUUCUGGAUCAAGCUCGAGGGCACCAUCGACAUCUUCCUGCGCCUCGCCGCUGGGAUAGACGGCAAUCGUUACGUGGAACUGGAGGCCAUCACCGUGGGCCUAGGGCUGUUCUACUGGACGACGAUCGUCUCGCAGGCCACCCACGAGGAGUACAGGCUGCACAAGGCCCUCUUCCGCACUUGUGGCAUGUUGCUGGAGUCGUUCAAGGAGCUGCUCGACAGUUUCGACAAACCCAAAGUUCGGACAACUAAAAUUAAGGCGAUCUUGCGAUCUUCUAAGAAUAAAUGCCAGUGCCAAUGCCAAGGCUCUGGACGGGAGCACUAGCCUGGAAAUGCUCGGUUUAGCAGCCUCUCUGGGCUUGAAAGAAAA
This is a messenger RNA of Drosophila persimilis, 674 nucleotides long. RefSeq lists its product as uncharacterized. Lineage: Eukaryota; Metazoa; Arthropoda; Insecta; Diptera; Drosophilidae. The transcript has 2 exons. The record is from RefSeq and is a predicted model, not a curated record. Bases 66 to 629 code for a protein of 187 amino acids.